This is a messenger RNA of Dipodomys spectabilis (banner-tailed kangaroo rat), 599 nucleotides long. RefSeq names its product mitochondrial ribosomal protein S18C (gene Mrps18c). Gene Ontology annotation, cellular component: ribosome; mitochondrial small ribosomal subunit. The coding region runs from base 125 to 553 and encodes 142 amino acids. Gene Ontology annotation, molecular function: structural constituent of ribosome; small ribosomal subunit rRNA binding. Gene Ontology annotation, biological process: mitochondrial translation. The record is from RefSeq and is a predicted model, not a curated record. The transcript has 6 exons. NCBI's taxonomy places the organism in Eukaryota, Metazoa, Chordata, Mammalia, Rodentia, Heteromyidae.
CCGGCGGCGUCCCCCAGCGUUCGACCCCGGAACCUUGGAGUCCCCGGGCCAACUGGGGAAGAGACCGGAAGGGACGUGAUGUGGCGAUUUGGGAAAAGGAAAGGAAGAGGAAGGGCGACGGACCAUGGCGGCUUUAGGAACUGUUUGCUGGGGUCUGGGGCGGAAGAAUUUGGCAGGCUGGGUGAUGGCUGGGGUCUCGCUCCCGGAUCGCGGAACUCACGCGGUGCUAUGGAGAAGAGGUUGUUCACAGUAUAAACAGGAGGACAGCAGAAAGGACCUGCCCUUCCCAAUGGAAAAUCCUUAUAAGGAACCUCUUAAGAAAUGUGUCUUAUGUGGGAAACAUGUAGAUUAUAAGAAUGUACAGCUUUUGUCUCAAUUUAUUUCUCCAUUUACUGGAUGCAUUUAUGGAAGGAAUAUAACAGGUCUUUGUGGGAAGAAACAGAAAGAAAUAACCAAAGCAAUUAAAAGAGCUCAAAUCAUGGGAUUUAUGCCAGUUACAUACAAGGAUCCUGCUUAUCUCAAGGACCCCAAAAUUUGUAACAUCCGAUAUUGAGAAUGAAUAAUGAAGUUAUUGCCAAUAAAUUCUUUUAUAAUAAGAA